GAUUCGAUGGCAACGAACUUAAUGCCACGUUUUUAUUCAACAUGGUUAUUUUACUUCUUACCAGUUAUUACGUAAUAAAAUGGACAUUUAAUCCUCCAACUAAGCUUAGACUUGUCACACAUUUUAUCCUCAAAGAUUCGAAUUCAAUUCCAGUUUCAACAAUCUGGUUUGACCGUGCCUUAGCAAUGUAUAAUAUGGUAACACUCUUGGCAGGUGUUACCAUAUUCUUUGUUGGUGUUGGUAAAAUAUGGGCCACUGUUGGUGUAUUUCAUAGUGCGGCAGAAUUUGUGAUACUUGUUAUACUUGGUUCUGGUGGAAGAAUUAAGUCGAUACUAUAUUGGCCUAUUCUCGGAUUUUAUAUUUUCAUAGUCGUAAUUGCUUCAAUUUUACUUGAUUUCCCUUAUGAUGCUUUGUGGUUCAAAGCUCAAGGUUUAUGUUUCGACUGGGCGCUCGUAAUUGAGUUUACUCUUAUAUAUAUGACCACUUGCUAUGAGCUUAAACAUCCCGACAUAAAUAUUCUCAAUCUGACUCAUGACGACUCUGAAGACAUUCUUGAUAACUCCCAUUACCCAGUAGUUAAUCAUCCACAUCACCUUUG
Molecule: messenger RNA, 598 nt
Organism: Racocetra persica
Lineage: Eukaryota; Fungi; Glomeromycota; Glomeromycetes; Diversisporales; Gigasporaceae
Source: the annotation of a GenBank genome assembly